Orcinus orca (killer whale) is the source of this 1360-nucleotide messenger RNA. RefSeq names its product C-X-C motif chemokine ligand 11 (gene CXCL11). The coding region runs from base 80 to 382 and encodes 100 amino acids. The record is from RefSeq and is a predicted model, not a curated record. The transcript has 4 exons. Lineage: Eukaryota; Metazoa; Chordata; Mammalia; Artiodactyla; Delphinidae. Gene Ontology annotation, cellular component: extracellular region. Gene Ontology annotation, molecular function: CXCR chemokine receptor binding; chemokine activity. Gene Ontology annotation, biological process: cellular response to lipopolysaccharide; antimicrobial humoral immune response mediated by antimicrobial peptide; inflammatory response.
UAAGACUUCUCUUCCAUGAUCAGCAUUUCUACUCCCUCCAAGAAGAGUAUCAAAGCCAAAGCAGCAGCAACAGACAAACAUGAAUACGAAGGGCAUGGCUACAGUCCUGGCUGUGAUAUUCUGUGCUACAAUUGUUCAAGGCUUCCCCAUGUUCAAAGGGGGACGGUGUCUUUGCACACACCCUGGAGUAAAAGCAGUGAAAGUGGCAGAUAUUGAGAAAGUCUCCAUAAUUUACCCAAGUAAUAACUGUGACAAAAUAGAAGUGAUUAUCACCCUGAAAACACAUAAAGGACAAAGAUGCCUAAAUACCAACUCAAAGCAAGCAAAAGUUAUAAUCAAGAAAGCUAAAAGAAUGAAUUUUUUAAAAUAUCAAAAAGUAUGAAGUCCUGGAAAGGAGGAUUUGAAAACCUAGAACAAGUGUAACUGACUAUUGACAUGGUAAGAAUUCUGCAAUAGGAAACUGACUUUCUCCUGCCUGUUGUAAUGAACAUUCAUGCAUUUCUAGGUUAGGAAAGUUUCUAGGAGAUUUGAUGCUUGUAACUAUUCUGCUGUGGCUAUGAAAACAUUUCUGUCUCUAAAAGUUAUCUGUCUGUAUUUGACCUAUAUUUUAUAUUACAAUAUCUAUUAUUACUGAAAUCAAGACUAUGACUCAUAAGUCAAAAGCAUCCAUGAACAUUCCCUAAGUAUUUUUUUAUGCAAAUCCACAUUCCUUUUCCUAAAAAUUGGAAAAAGUCCUUAAACACCAUCUUGUUUUAUAAAAAAGGCUAUAAUUCAUGAAAUGUACUAUGAAGACAAUUAUAAGCUAAGGGUAACUGGUAAGAGUGCAAGUAUUUCAUAACAAUUAGUAGCUCUGGUCUUGAUUUGAUUUUUUUUUUAAUUCAUUUAAUUUAUUUAUUUUUGGCUGCAUUGGGUCUUCGUUGCAGUGCGCGGGCUUCUCAUUGUGGUGACUUCUCUUGUUGCGGAGCAUGGGCUCUAGGCGCAUGGGCUUCAGUAGUUGCGGCACGCGGGCUUCAGUAGUUGUGGCUCGUAGGCUCUAGAGCACAGGCUCAGUAGUUGUGGCGCACGGGCUUAGUUGCUCCGCGGCAUGUGGGAUCUUCCCGGACCAGGCCUCGAACCCGUGUCCCCUGAAUUGGCAGGCGGAUCCUUAAACACUGCUCCACCAGGGAAGCCCUUGAUUUUUUUUAACACCCUUUUUUUUCAUUGAGAUAUUUUGAAGCAAUUAGGAUGUAUGUGUUUACCGUGAAUUUUGGUUUUAUCUACUGUUAUAAAUUAUACUAAUGUUUUGAACACAUUUUAUAUAUGAAAUGCUUUUUUCUACCAAAGAAAAAUGUUGAAAUAAAUAUAUGUGCAUAUCUGGCAA